Messenger RNA from Aspergillus novofumigatus IBT 16806, 2439 nucleotides. Its product is annotated as GATA transcriptional activator area. Gene Ontology annotation, biological process: negative regulation of transcription by RNA polymerase II; positive regulation of transcription by RNA polymerase II; nitrate assimilation. Gene Ontology annotation, cellular component: nucleus. Bases 1 to 2439 code for a protein of 812 amino acids. Lineage: Eukaryota; Fungi; Ascomycota; Eurotiomycetes; Eurotiales; Aspergillaceae. The record is from RefSeq and is a predicted model, not a curated record. Gene Ontology annotation, molecular function: RNA polymerase II cis-regulatory region sequence-specific DNA binding; DNA-binding transcription factor activity, RNA polymerase II-specific; zinc ion binding. The transcript has 5 exons.
AUGUCGGGGAUGAGCCAUGGAGGAGCGCCUAAAGCAGCGCGACCGACUCCAUCCGCUGUCUCCGCCUCCUCUGGUUACGACAUCGCCGACGCUGACCGAUCAUCCUCUUCCCAUUUCCACCACUCCUCCCAGUUGUCCGACGAUUUCUCCCUUGGUUCUCCCCUCAGUCCACCUGACUCCGCUCAUGUCCAGGACGGUUUGCUCCAGGACUCUCUCUUUCCCGAGUGGAGGAACGCUGCUCCCGACACGGGAACAAAAGCUCAGCUACCCAACCAGGAGCGCAUGGAAAAUCUCACGUGGCGCAUGAUGGCUAUGAGUUUGAAACGUAAGGAACGCGAAAGGCUUCAACAGAAUCGUCCUUCGAUGAAGAACAGUGGCAGCUCGGGACCGAGCGGUAUUGCCCAACUCCUCGCCCGCCGAUCGCCCUCGGUCACCCCAACAGAUAAAGCGGCCACCUCAUCCAUGGCGAUCCCCAUCAAGUCUCGCAAGGACCAAUCGGCCGAUUCCGCUCCCGUGCCGGCCUCCUUCCCUCACCCACCUCAGGACCAGCGCAGAAACAACGAGUUUGGCUAUGUACCCCGCCGUGUGCGCAAGACAAGCAUCGAUGAGCGUCAAUUCUUCAAUCUCCAGAUCCCCACUCGCAAGCGGCCAGCCGAGUCCUCUCCGCAGGUGCCGCCCGUGUCGAACGCCAUGUUGGCUCAGGAUCCCCAUUUCUCGGCUGGUGUUCCUGAUUAUACCCUUGAUAAUGCGUCCUCUGGAUUUGCUCUCCACCAUAACGCCCAAAACCACCACCACAACAAUAACCUCACGUCCCCUGGCGUCCCCUUUGGAUUAGACACUUUCAGCUUGGGCGAAGAUCCGAUUCUUUCGUCGGCCGGCCCUUACCAAGCGCACUUUACUUUCUCUCCCGGCGACUCUCCCAUGACGUCAGCCAACCCAUUUGCGAACGUAUAUGCCCAGACCCCGAUUGCCUCGUCGCUUAAUUCGACCGAAUUCUUUUCUCCUCCUGCGUCGGGGUACCAGUCCUCCGUAUCGACGCCUCAGCCCACAUACGAUGGGGAUCACUCCAUGUAUUUCGAUAUGCCUUCGAUGGACGCUCGGACUCAACGGCGUAUCCCCAACUACAUUACCCACCGUUCGAACUUGUCCGCUUCGCUGCAGCCGCGGUACAUGUUUAACAACAAUACCGGUAGCGAGCAGCAGCACGGGAUGACCCACGCCAGCAACCCGUCAUCCGCUGUUCAUUCCCCAAACUAUUCUGUCCCUCAGUCGCAGCAUGUCGACCCGACGCAGGUGUUAAACCCAAGCGAUUUCCCUACGUCCAACUCUCAUGCCGGCAUAUUCUCUUUCGGUGCGGAUUCUGACAACGAAGAUGAUGAUGGCAACAACUAUUCCGAGCGCGCUGGCCUGGCUAUGCCCGCAGACUUUGGUGACGAUAACGCCGGCGACCUGAACGGCUUGCACUGGGACGGUCAGUUCCCUGGAUCUUUCCACUCACUGUCUGGAUUCAGCGCGCAGCACCGGAAACAUGUCACGAUCGGCUCGACAGACAUGAUGGACACUCCCAGCGAAUGGAACCAAGGCAGCAGUCUUGGCCGCACGCACGGAUCCGCUGCCUCGGUCAGUGAGGUGCGCAACCGCGAGCAAGACCCUCGUCGUCAGAAGAUUGCCCGUACCACAUCGACCCCGAACACCAACCAGCUGCUGCGCCAGAGCAUGAACAAUACUUCUCACACAUCACCGAACACCCCUCCGGAAUCGGGACUCAGCAGUGCUGUUCCGUCCCGGCCGGCGAGCCCUGGUGGCUCCAAGAAUGGCGAUCAGAGUAAUGGGCCAACCACAUGUACGAACUGCUUCACUCAGACCACCCCACUGUGGCGCCGUAAUCCCGAGGGUCAGCCCCUCUGUAACGCCUGCGGUCUGUUCCUCAAACUACAUGGGGUGGUCCGUCCACUAUCGCUGAAGACAGACGUCAUCAAGAAGCGAAACCGAAGUAGCGCCAACAGUAUUGCCGUGGGCGCCUCUCGUUUCCAUGACGACACCUACAUCGAGCCGCGCACAGAGUGGCACUACAUCCGAAUCCCCCCGGCCAUUCCUGGAGGCGCGCCAUCGGCCGCUGGCAGGACCGCAGCUGCAAUGGGCAAAUCUGGUGUGGUCCCUAUCGCGGCAGCACCACCCAAGGCUACUCCUUCUACGAGCACUGGACAAAGCCGUAGCACCGUUCAGGUGGCCCCCAAGCGCCAACGGCGUCUGGAGAAAGCCAAUGAGACGGACGCGGCCGACGACAGCAACAAGCCCAGCACAUCGUCUGGUGGCCGGUCCAAGGUGGUUCCAUUAGCACCUGCCAUGCCUCCGGCGGCAGUGAACCCGGCCAAUCAUAGCAUUGCUGGUGGUCAGGGUGCAAGCCAGGAAUGGGAAUGGUUGACCAUGAGUUUGUGA